AUUCCUCCAUAUACAUGCAUUCAAAUAACCGUUCACCUCACGAAGCAGCAAACACAACAACAACUCUACCUAAACCACAUGAUCAGUGCUAAUUAGUAACCACGAGAUUCUCAAAAAAGCAUCCUCACAGCACUGAUACACUAUAAAGAAAGCCUUGAUCAGUGUAAGGAUGUUGUCAGGCGGUCAAUAACGCGUGUGAGUGAGUGAAGGAUUGAUUGAUGUGUCCUGCUGGUCUCCUCCCCUCAGACGCGCGCAUCAUCCAGCGCGUCUCCAGAGCGCGUCUUCAGUCCGCAUCCGAGCGUCAUUCAGCGCAGCAUCUCGGGCAUUCGUUCUGUAGGAAUAUACGGUCACUCGCUGUUGCUUUUUCUGCUCCGGCUCUGCGCGUCUCCAGACUCCGGGUUUUUUUCGGGGGUCGUUAAAUCUGGAGGUGAGGACCCGGGGAUGAGCUUCGGCAUGACGGGCUGCGGGUUCGGUUGGGCGGUGAUGCUGCUCGCGCUCUGGAGGCCCGCGACCGCUUGUCCGGAGCUCUGCACGUGCACGGGUUUGCGGAUCUCCUGCGUGGACGCGGAGCGCAGUAUUAUGGCUUUCCCCAAGCUGGAGUCCGAGGCGGACAUGGAGAACGUCACUGACAUAUACAUUGCAAAUCAAAUUAGUUUCACGUCCAUUAAUGAAAGAGAUCUCGAAUUUUACCGCAGCCUCAGAAACCUAACCGUCAUAAACACCAAGCUGGCAUACAUUGCCAGGCUGGCCUUCCAGAGCAACCCGAAACUACAAUAUCUGAAUCUCAAGGAGAACAAUCUGUCCAAACUAUCCUGGAGGACGUUUCGUCAUUUAAACAUCUCAUAUCUGCUGCUGGCAGGCAAUCCUCUGCAGUGCUUGUGUGACAACAUGUGGCUGAAGCAGUGGCGGGUGGAAGAGGCAGAAGAGCUGCUGUGUGUGGAGGAGGGAGGAAAGAGGAGAGCGCUGGCGACACUCACGCUGCCCGACUGCGUCCUCCCCACUGUGACUCUCACGCCCACAAACGUGACCAUGAAGAAAGGGUUAAAUGUGACACUGACCUGCAACACCUCAGGAAUGCCCACUCCAAAUCUCACCUGGACCACCUGCAAGCUAAAUUCAGCGUUCAAGGAGGAAGGCUCAGGUCAGAUAUCAAGGUCGCAGCUCAAACUGACGAACGUCUCCUCCCUGGACAACAAAUGCAGAAUCACCUGCAGAUCGGAUAACAUGGUGGGAGAAUCCGAGGCCUCUGUGGAGCUGGACAUAUUGUUUCCACCUGUAAUCAGCAAGCUGACAGAUGCCAUUCCGGACCACCACUGGUGUAUUCCCUUCAGCGUGUCUGGCAACCCGAAACCCAAACUCAGAUGGUUAUUAGACGAGCAACCCAUUCAAGAGGGCAAGUUCAUCCAUACCAUGAUCCACGAUUACUCGGAGGGCGAAUACCACGGUUGUCUACAGCUGGACAGUCCCACGCACAUCAACAACGGCAUGUACACGCUGCUGGCCAGAAAUCAAUUCGGAGAGGACAGCAAGGCCGUAUCUGCUCAUUUCAUGCAUGAGCCAUGGAACGUUUCCGAACCACUGUAUUAUGAUGCCACUACAGACGACACUCCACUUGGACCUCCUGAGGACAAAGUUGCUGUGUACGUGGUCGUGGGAAUCGCUGCCAUCACAUUCACAGGCUUCGUCUUGAUGCUCGUCAUUCUGAAGUUUGGCCGAAACUCAAAAUUCGGCAUCAAAGGUCCUUCCUCGGUGAUCAGCAAUGAUGAUGACUCCGCCAGUCCUCUUCAUCACGUGUCCAAUGGCUCCAACACUCCCUCAUCCUCCGACAUGAACGCAGACGCUGUAAUCAUCGGCAUGACCAAGAUUCCUGUGAUCGAGAACCCGCAGUAUUUCCGCAGCACCAGCAGUCUGCUCAAGUCUGAUACCUUUGUUCAGCAUAUUAAAAGGCACAACAUUGUGCUAAAGAGGGAACUUGGAGAGGGAGCAUUUGGGAAAGUGUUCCUGGCUGAGUGCUACAAUCUGUCGGCAGACCAGGAGAAGAUCUUAGUGGCUGUCAAGACUUUAAAAGAGGCCAGUGAGAAUGCCAGGAAGGACUUCCACCGCGAGGCCGAGCUGUUGACCAAUCUUCAGCAUGAGCACAUUGUCACGUUCUACGGCGUUUGUGUGGAGAGCGAUCCUCUCAUUAUGGUGUUUGAGUACAUGAUGCACGGCGACCUCAACAAGUUCCUCAGGGCUCAUGGUCCUGAUGCGGUUCUGAUGUCUGACGGACAGAUCCAGCAGCAGGCAGAGCUCACUCAGUCUCAGAUGCUGCACAUCGCACAGCAGAUCGCCGCAGGCAUGGUCUAUCUGGCCUCCCAGCACUUUGUGCACAGAGAUCUGGCCACACGAAACUGCCUAGUCGGAGAAAAUCUCUUGGUGAAGAUUGGAGACUUUGGGAUGUCUCGAGAUGUCUACAGUACGGAUUACUAUCGGGUUGGAGGUCACACCAUGCUGCCAAUCCGCUGGAUGCCACCGGAGAGUAUCAUGUAUCGGAAGUUCACAACAGAGAGUGAUGUCUGGAGUCUGGGAGUGGUGCUGUGGGAGAUCUUUACCUAUGGAAAACAGCCCUGGUACCAACUGUCAAAUAAUGAGGUGAUCGAGUGCAUCACCCAAGGUCGUGUACUGCAGCGACCCCGGACCUGUCCCAAGGAGGUGUAUGACUUGAUGCUGGGAUGUUGGCAGAGAGAGCCGCACACCCGACUCAAUAUUAAAGAGAUCCAUAACCUACUUCUCAACCUAGCCAAGGCAUCACCAGUCUAUCUGGACAUCCUGGGAUAAACAUAAGGAACGUGUGGGACUUCAAGUGUAUUCCUGAAUCUCCGACCCCCCCCUCCUCCUCUAUCCCAUCUAAAACCUUUUCUUCUGCAGCUUUAACUCUGUUGUCCUGCUCCUCUUCUCCAUGUAAACAUCUAGACACACUGGCAGGGAUUCGUGUCCGUGUACGCUGACUAUGACUGAUGUUUUUCUGAACAUUGAAUUGAAAGAAGUGACUACUGUUUAGUUUACCAAGAACAAAAUCCCAGAAUGGUUGACCACCCUAAACGUCUGGACCAAGUUCACAGCUGGAUAUUUAAGUACACCGAUCUUAACAACAAAUAGGAAUCAGCAGCUUCACGAAAAACGAACAAAAACGACUAUGAGGAGGAAAAUAAGUACUUUUCUGGACAGAUUUGGUCCUGUCAUCUGAUACAAAGCACAGAACGUGAAGCUAGCAUGGUGAUCAACAGUGACAAACUGCAGCUAUAUCUAUAAGUAUACAUGAUAUGUGUAUAUAGAACUGGACAUUAUGUAGUUUUACAGUUGAGCAACUCUAAUUAAAAGCUUCUGGAAGCUGACGGGAUGUUAUUGCUGCCGAGCUUAUCUGAAAUGGCAAAGUAACCCACUAAAAUGUCUCCAGAACAUAUGUGUUAUUUAUAGUGGGACAAGUCCCACCACUUUUGCCAUUCCCAUCUAUUUUGUCCCACUACUGAAACUACUGGCAAUAGUGUUAUUUCCAGAGACAUCAAUGUAUCACCAGUUGUUGAGUUUGAGUAGUGAUAUGGUGGUGGAAUAAGGGUGUGUUUACAUGACACUUUAAAUGAAGAAACUUUAAAUCAUUUGGUCAGAGUCCGUGUGAAACUGCCAAGUUUACAUGACCUCAGUAAAUGAGGAUUGAUGUCUUACCGCUUUCGAAAUGUGUCUACUUGGGACAUAAUCUUUCUGAACUUGUUCACUGAGAUCACUCGCCAGUGAAGAUACACUGAACAAACGUUUACAAUUUCUUUUCUGAUCUCAAAUUAGUUUCCAACUUCAACUUCAUCGUUUUUAUAUAGCACAUUUAACAGCAAGUUUUGUGGCAAAUUCAUACAAAUUUGUAGUUUAGUCAUAUGAAAUAGUUCGAUUUUAAACAGGAAGCAUGGCACCAAACCCCACCCCUAAGCCCAACCAUCAAUAUGGGGUGAGCAAAUCAUACUAAAUUGUACGAAUGAGAUUGUACGAAUUCGUAUAAAUUAGCCACUAAAUCAAAAAGUUAUGAAUUUCCAUGAGAUUGUGUUGGACUGACCACAAUGUAAAACAUCUCAAAUGUUGUUUUGGUCAUUUUAAAAUAAAAUUUAUUUUAAAUUGUAUGAAUGACAUCGUAUGAAUUUAUAUGAAUUAGCCACUGAAUCAAAAGUUACGAAUUGCUGUGUGAUCGUGUUGGACUGGCCUUGUUGUAAAACAUCUGAAAUGUUGCUUUGGUCAUUCUAAAGUUCAAUUUAUUCUAAAUUGUAUGAAUGUGAUCGUAAGAUUAUACACAAAUUAGUCACCAAAUUGCAGUGAGAUCGUGUUGGACUGACCACAUUGUAAAACAUCUGAAAUGUUAGUUUGAUCAUUCUAAAGUCCUAUUCAAUCUAAAUUGUAGGAAUGAGAUUGUGCGAAUGUAUAUGAAUUAAUCACCAAAUCAAAAGUUACGAAUUGUUGUCAGAUAGUGUUAGACUGGCCACAUUGGUAAACAUCAGAAAUGUUGUUUCCGUCAAUCUGAACUCCUAUUCAUUCUAAAUUGUAUGAAGGUGAUUGUACGAAUGUAUACGAAUUAGCCACUAAAUCAAAAGUUACGAAUUGCCGUGAGAUUGAGUUGGACUGGCCACAUUGUAAAACAUCAGAAAUGUCGUUUCCGUCAAUCUGAAGUCCCAUUCAUUCUAAAUUGUAACAAUGUGAUCGUACGAAUGUAUACGAAUUAGCCACUAAAUCAAAAGUUACGAAUUGCCGUGAGAUUGUGUUGGACUGGCCACAUUGUAAAACAUCUGAAAUGUUAGUUUGGUCAUUCUAAAGUCCAAUUUUUUAAAAUUGUAUAAAUGUGAUCGUAUGAAUACAAUCGUACGAAUGUAUUCGAAUUAGCCACUGAAUCAAAAGUUACGAAUUGCUGUGAGAUUGAGUUGGACUGGCCCUCAGCCAAAGUCUGUCAUCAAAGUGGUUCAGUAUUAUUACUUUUGUUGUAAUUUGUUGUCAAUGUUAUUCGCAAAUGUUUUAUGUUUAAUUCCCAUCUUUGGAUAAAAACAUAGCUAGCUUCCCAUGUGCGAAAAACAGUUCCUACAAAACAUCUGUCAUGUAAACACACCCUUAGUUGUUCUGUACGACGUUUGACUUCUCAUUGUUCACAUUUGAGUUUUGAGCAGACAUGUUUAUCAAAUCAUAAAUUAUUUAAACGAUGCAUAUCCAUAAGCCAUGCCUUGGCCAUUUUGUGACGUCGCAACCAGCAUGUUUGUUUCCCGCCACUAAAUAAACAGCCACAAUUCUCAAGUGUCCAAAACAACAUGCACUACAGAGGGCUUGAUAGAGGAUUCAUUUGAGACGACGUCUUAAUACUAUCAGCUUGCAUUUCUUACAAGAGCUUAAUUACGCAAAGUGGCCGAUUAUGAUGGCGCUGGCUAAAUUACGACCUCUCUCUUUCUCUUUUUCUCCUUCGCCAUGUUUUACUACUGAGUCGAAGCACUAAUGUAGUACUCAAGCUUCGGGUUGUACAACUGCUACAGUGUAAUAUAUAUUUCAUUACAGGACAAAUGUCUCCUAUUAGCAGCAACUCCCCGCGGACUCAUACGUGCUAUCAGUGGGGAGAAAAAGGAGGGAACAGGAUGGAGAGAACGAGACAAGGACAGGAAAAUACUGUUAGAGAGUGAUUAAUAAUAUAAUAAAUAAGAAAACCCACAUUUCUUCCCUUUAUCAUACACAAAAAAUGAUUAUAUCUAUUUAUCACUAUAGAGAUCCUAUCCAACAGGGGACUUCAGUCGAACAAAAAGCCUCCAAAUCAUUUAUAUUGUGAUUUUGCUGGACAUUCAUUCAUUUAUUUAAGGAAUAAUCUUACUGAAUUGUUUUUAUUUAUUUUGUACUUGAGCACUUUUGCAUUUGGUUUUUGCCUGUAAAUUAUGUACAAUUUUAUUUUUUUUUUAUGUUUGAGAAUGAAUGUAGGGGUGAUUUUUUUAAAUCAUGGAACGUAUCGAUAAACAAAAAUGAUGAUGUAAGAUUACAUAUUUUGAGUAAACGGUGAGAAAGCUUUAGGGUAACUGUCCAUAUUAUAAAAAUAAUGAAGGCUUUUUUUUGGAUUGUGACACUAUUUUAUGGCUAUUAGGAACAAUUUGACUUCAAAUCCUCAAUAUUUUAUGUAUUUAAACAGUCAUUCUAAUACAGGUUCACAGCAGAAGAGUGUUUUUCAUUUAAAUAAGCGUCAUAAGACAGCAAAACAAACAAAUAUGAAUAUUUUACAACAGAGAUGCCAUUACUUAUUUUGUGCAUUAAUGACUGAGUCUUUUAUUACAGUGGAAUGAGUUUAAAUCUUUUCUCAGUACUGGCGUGCGGCUGGAAGGGCAUCCGCUGCAAAAAAUGUAUGCUGAAAUAAUUGGUGGUUCAUUCCCUCGUGGCGACCCCUGAUAAAUAAGGGACUUAGGCCCCGUUUACACUAGUGCGUUUUAGUUUUAAACCGGUGUUUUAAAUCAAAAACGAUCCGCGUCCACACUACGCCACCAAAAACGUAUGUCACGUGACCAUUCGUGCACUCUGGGCAUGCGCGUUCUAGUAUAAAAAGAAACCAUGUGUCACGCUUAGCAUUUGGUUAUUGUAAGUCAACAAACGCUGGUUGAACAAUGAAGGCGAUGGCAAAGAAAGCAAGAGAGGUAUUUUUGUGGACAGACGACGAGGUCGAGUUGUUACUAAACGUGACAAAUGAAUAACUGCACAAUGGCGCCUAAAGCAGACAAUAGUGCAAACAACGCUCCCAUUUCUGUGUCCAUGUUGUUGUUUACAGUGAACGCUGGUCUGCUGUCUUCUGGUAGCGUUAAAGCCAUGUGUUAUAGUCAUGUGAUAGGGGCUUGACGAAUAAGGGAAGGAUAGGCAAUGACACAAAAGGCCCAAUCAGGUAGCGAAUCUCAGCAGCCCCGCCUCCAUUUUCAGAUUUCUCCGUUUUCCCUCAUCCACACUGAGACGGAGCAGCAGCGUUUUAGAAUGAAAACGGCCUCGUCAGCGUUUUCUAAAUGCUCCGUUUUUGGCGCUCGAGAAAUCUGGCGUAGUGUGGACAGAUGGCGUAACCGUGGCAAAACUUAUGCGUUUUCGUGUAAACUGGGCCUAAGCCAAGGGAAAAUGAAUGAAUGAGUUCAGAUCUGCUUAGUUCUCAUGUAAAUAAUGCCACAAUCCAAUCUAAACUGAGGAAAACAAUGUCUUGAGAUACUAUUAUGUUUCAGUGGUUUAUAUGAAUAUCGCCUCACGCAAAAAAAAAAUAAAAAUAUCCACAACAAACUGUGACUGCAUAUCAUAAUAUCUUCUUCGACAUGUACAGAUCUACUUUCUGAUGUUUCACGAUGUCUACAAGCUAAAUGCCUUCCCCAAUUAAACCACAUGACAAGCGCUAACCCGGUCAUAUUUCCUUUUGCAUUUCUUUUACAGUUAGACAGUUGAGUUUUACCAUUUUUUUGAAUCAAUUCAGGGUUUGGCAAGAGCGUAUUUAGCUUAGCAUAAAUACUUGAAUCUGAUCAGACCAUUAGCAUCUUGGUAAAAAAAUGAAAGAGUUUAGAUAGUUUUCCUAUAUAAAGCUUUUGUAGGGACGUCGCAGACUAAUGCUGUUCACACCAAAAGCGGCACAUGCAGCUAAAUUGCACAUUUCAUUUGUGCGUAAAUAGAUGGGUGAACAUUUUGAAUUAACUCACACGUCAAAUUCCUUUCACAAUAGACGCAGAUUCGCGUCAUGGGCUUCUAUCUGCCCGGUGGCUUUAGCUUCGUUGCUAAAUUCCUAACAUGGAUUUUAUUGAGAGAGUAGUUGUGCUUUAUGAGCUUUAGGAAGGCUGAAAAAAAACAUAGAUUCAUUUUGUUUGGUCCACUAGAUGCUUUUAGAGGUGCAUCCAGCUCUGUGAGUUGAUAAACUCCUACAGAAACAGAAACUCCUCCAGUGUGAUGAGCUAGGGGAGACACCAACAACAGGCGUUAUGUCAUAAUCACACCCCUACAAGAGCAAGCUCAUGAUUGUUUAAUGCGAUAUGAAUGUCCGCUGAUGUUCAGAUUUUACAACUCUAGCGAUUUGUGCAAUUCGCAAGUUAAGCGCGUCUAAAAUGUAAAACUAUCAACUCACGCCACUUCAUUCCCGCAAAUCGCAUCAUUUGAACCAUUCGCAUCAUUCGCGCUGCCUCAUUCGAACCAAUCGUGUUAUUCGCGCUGACUCAUUCGCACCAAUCAUUUCAUUCGCGCAGACUUAUUAGCACCAAUCGUGUUAUUCACGCAGCCUCAUUCGCACCAAUCGUGUCAUUCGCGCCCACUCAUUCGCACCAGUCGUGACAUUCGAACCGACUCAUUCGCACCAAUCAUGUCAUUCGUGGCGCCUCAUUCGCACCAAUCGUGUUAUUCACGCAGCCUCAUUCUCUCCAAUCAUAUCAUUCUCGCCGCCUCAUUCUCACCAAUCGUGUCAUUUGCGCCGCCUCAUUCACACCAAUUGCGUCUUUCGUGUCGCCUCAUUCACACCAUUAUGUCAUUUGCUGUGCCUCAUUCGCACCAAUGCGUCAUUUGCGCCGACUCAUUUGCACCAAUCAUGUCAUUCGCGCAGACUCAUUCGUACCAAUUGCAUUGUUCGCGCUACCGCAUUCGCAACAAUGACAUCAGAAUGCCUAUUCGAGUCUUUGCUUUGACUUAACAUGCACCAUUAGACUGACGGAAAAUGAAAAGUUGAUAUUUACAACAUGACGCGGUAGUAAAGUUCCUUGAUUAUAUUACACCAGAAUGAAAGUUUAGUUCCUAGCCAUAUUAGCCAAGAAAAUAGCAUUUGUUGUUUUUCCCGUUAGUCUUAAUACAUGAUGUAACUACAGAAGAGUCAAGUUUUGAAUAGGAAACUGAUCAAGAUUCUGAUCAUUUUGCACAAGAUGCUGCUCUAAUCCAAUUUAAUGACCUAUGCUAAGCUAAGCUAAACCUUCUCCUGCCAGACACAGAGAUUGGCUGAAUGGAAUGUUGAAACUCAACUGUUUAACUGUAGGAGAGUUGUAAAAUUAGCAUAAUUUUUAUUUUCUAAAUAAAGUGUUUCGUUAACAUACCAAGGAUUUCUGCAAAGUAUCAAGUAGUGUGUGAUGAUUUCAUACAGUUAAAAAACAUGUCCAAUCAAAUCAAACCCCCUUGUCUGUACUGUACAUGAUUUCUCUGAGCUAUAUGGACCAGUGGAUCUGUCCGCCAUUGUAUUUAAUAAAAGUGUUAUGUCUUACCUCA
Molecule: messenger RNA, 9228 nt
Organism: Danio rerio (zebrafish)
Lineage: Eukaryota; Metazoa; Chordata; Actinopteri; Cypriniformes; Danionidae
Source: RefSeq, a predicted model, not a curated record